UGCACAUCAUCACCAAAUAAAACGAGUGAAAGAUGGCUGACCGGAUAAACCUAUGUCAGCGGCACCCAUGAACGCACCUUAGCGCCCAAGACCUUUCCCAAUACAUUGCCUACCUUCAUCAACCCCCCAGGAGCCAAUUCCAGACGAACUUGCACCACGCCAGCGUGGGCAUCCCCUUUUUUCUGGAUUGCGACACCAUAUAUCUCUCAUUCGGGACUGUGGUCUUUAUACUGCCUCCCUCAAGCUUGACGCCGCUGAUAUCUGGGUGCGAGGCACUAAUUUCCUCUUUGUCACUGGCAACAGGAGCAUUAUGGAAGAGUGGCAAGUCCAGCCACAAACGAUGAAUCCUACUGGGCUAUUGGGGCGGGGCUCGCGUAGGAAGCUCGACCUCGUGAAAUGCGAUCACUGCCGUAAAGAUAGAAAGAAGUGCACACCACAACCACGCCAAUGGCCUCAGAGAUGCGAUCGUUGCGAAGACAAAGGCUUCAAGUGCUCGCCCAGCACACAGGCUCGCAAGCGAAGAAGAGAAAACCCAAGAGGCCUCCUGCUCUCGGCAAGCUUCUUUCCUCAGGACCGCCCAUCGACUCAUCCUUGUGACGAUUGGACCCAUGCAGAUUUGUCGGACGCGAUUAGCUUCUUGAAGAUUUUGUAUCGAGUGAGAACGAAAAUAUCCCUUUGGGAAAAGGAACUAGGUACUAUAUACGUGCGGGAGGACAUUAAAACCCUUUGCGACAUCGGGUGUGAAUUCGUUACUGUCAUAGAGACUCUCCAUGAGAAUCUCCUCGAACACAUCGCUUCCAAAAUUGCUGGUCUUUCGACCAGACAAAACGAUUCGGAUAACACGGCGUUAGAGGCCUCCAGAUUACAUCUUGCGGCCUGCAGCAUUCUGCAAGCCAAAAACACCGAAUGGAAUGAGAAAGACUACGAAUCAUUCUCUGUUACCGAAUCCACCCUCAUCAACUCAAUCAUCAAGAGUAACCUCCUCAACGACGAGAUAGGUGCUGUUUUGAUCUUGGAGGAUGAGAUUUUGGCCAAGAGGGGACAUAACCGCAAAGACAGCUUACAUGCCGUCGAAACCCUCGCCAGUCGAUUUGAGAUGUUCCGUCCUGUCAUGGAGAAACUGUGGAACUGGUGCACGGUGCCAUCCAAGGCAACUAAUCAACUGUACGGAGGGAUGUCUGUAAUGGAAAGGUUUCAAAAUGCUUCCGUCAUUGACGUCAAUGCUACUUGGAUUCGAACAUUGGUCAUGGAAAAGGCUACCUGGAGCCUACAGGACUGUCUUGGCUCCCCCAUUCUGCAUGGUGUUCUUCGAGGACUUGGCCGAGGGCUGUGGACCCCAUCACGAGAAGAGGAAAAGUACCUAUACAGCAACAUCGGCCCUUACUGCGCCCAACACAAUCCGGCAGACAUUCUCGGUCGCUCUGCCAUACACAUUGCCGUUCAAUACAACGUACCUGGAGCUGUCACAGCUCUACUUGAGUCAGGUAUCAAUCCCGACCAGGAGGCCGACAACGGGAAGCUCGCACUGCACUUGGCAGCCGCCUCAGGACAUUUGGAGGCUUGCAAAGUUCUCCUGAACCACACCGAGAAAGCCUAUUUCCCUGAUCACCUCGAAAAGACUGCUCUAGACUAUGCUUUACGCAAUGGCAAUCGGGAUAUUGUUAGGCUUUUAUUGGAGAGUGGCACUGGGGAUUACGUCGCGAGGAUUUCGUGGAUGGCACUAUUUGAUGCCAUGGAGCAAUGUAAAACCUUUGGUGUGUGCACAGAGGUUUUGAAUUGGUACGAAAAGGCAUUUGCCCCUGCCUCCCUUGACACUCUCCAGGAUAGCAAUGGAGACACAUUGCUACAUGUCGCAGUUCUUGUGGGCAAUCUCGAGGUUGUUCAGGAACUUGCAAAACGGAGUGGCAAGUGGCGCCGGGGCUCGAUCAACCUACAAGAUGAAGACGGCCGAACAGCACUAUGCUUAGCGGUGUGGAAAAAAAAAGAAAAGGACUCGUUAGCUAUCAUCCGGACUCUUUUAGGGAUUGACGGGAUUGACAUCGACGUUCAGGAUCACGAGGGAAAGGCGCCAAUGGAUUAUGCAAAAGAAUACGAACUAUCUCUUGUGGUGCGCAUGUUGGAAAAUAAGCAGAAUGCAUCAACUCGAGGAGAGGCCACCAAUCCCAGUAAACACUGCCUGCAGACAACUUAUUCUGUGCCAGAGGGUGUCGCUUUACCUCUACCUUCACAGCAGCCACUUCACCUCCUGCCUCCUCUUGCUUCAGAACCAGGGUAUUGGUCGCAAAGUUAUUCUCCUCAUUUCUCCCAAGACAACAACAACAACCAACCAUUCUGAGCCUUCACCUUCAUCCCGCCUCGGUCAUAUACCAUAAUCAGGCCAGUUUCGUUGGUCUACAUGUGCCCUGAGGAUGGUCAACGGUGUUGUCGGGUCUGCCUUGAAGUCAGGCAUGCGAGUUUAUUAGUGUGGUUUCCUUUGCUUUUGUUGUUGCAGAUCCAUUCAUCUGUGUUUAAUUUCUUUCACGAUAUGAAAGGUCAUGCUGAGGUUGGGAUGAACAUAAUGCCGCCUUCAAGAAGCUCAUGGGAGACUAUGUAGGUACCUAGCUAAGCCUCUCUACUGAUAGAUCUCAGCGAGGGAAGUCGGUUUGCUUUAUCAGAAGUCUCAGGUAGUUUGCUUACCAACCUUGGAUAAUACCGUUACGAAGUUUGUAUAAAUCGUAUAAAACUUUGGAUGCCUCAGAUAACAGGCUUCUUUGUAAGGUCGGGUAUUUGAAGCUAUUGAGAACCUUAUGCCUGCAA
Podospora bellae-mahoneyi is the source of this 2796-nucleotide messenger RNA. RefSeq lists its product as uncharacterized. Gene Ontology annotation, molecular function: zinc ion binding; protein binding; DNA-binding transcription factor activity, RNA polymerase II-specific. NCBI's taxonomy places the organism in Eukaryota, Fungi, Ascomycota, Sordariomycetes, Sordariales, Podosporaceae. The transcript is spliced from 3 exons. Gene Ontology annotation, biological process: regulation of DNA-templated transcription. The coding region runs from base 311 to 2335 and encodes 674 amino acids. The record is from RefSeq and is a predicted model, not a curated record.